AUGCACAUUUUUAAAAUUCAGACCACAAAAACAACCAUAAAAGUUGCCCGUUCUAGUUUAUUAUGCAUGCUAUUACUAAUUAGCUUAGGAUUCAUACGAACCACUUUCUCUGUACUAAGUAUUUAAAAUCAUUUAUUCGGCAUUUUGAUUCAUUACUUUGAUUUCGGCUAAUUGCUACUUUUUAAAUAUUUCAGCAAUCCCUUUAACAGUUCAGCUGUUUAGAUUCAAAAGAAACUUCCUUCAUCAUGCACUUUUGAAUAUUCAAGGUGCAUGGUUUAAGAGGACCAUACACUAUGCUUUAUAAACCAAAGAGUUAUGGACAUCUUAUAAGAGGAAAAGAAUAAGUAGAAAUAGAAAUAUCUUCAAAAAGUAUCAACCUUGUACACUUUUCUAUGUGAUUUCGAGAAGUAAAAGUAUCUGGACUCAAAGAUUCAAUUGUUCAAAGAUAAGACUUUGACCGUUUAAAAAGUAACUAAAGGCACAUUUUUCAGAAUUACUGAAACUUCUUUCAAAUUGAUAGUUACUAAUAAUAAGUUAAGCAAUAGAUUAUAACAGGGAAUAAUUGAUGAUAGCUACCAGAAGCUUUCCAAAAAAGAACUCAAAAACAAUUAGCUAGCUAUUUUCGAGUAUUUUUACAUUAAAUAGAUUUAUGCAUAAUUUAUGGAUAAAGGAAAGCUAUCUAUGGUUGUUUAAGACCCUUAGAAUCGAGAAAAGGAGUUUAAAGUGAUGGUGCAUGAUGCUCCACCAGAGAUGCUAAAAAAAUUCUGUCAAUCUUAUGACACUGCCUCAAAGGAACUGAAAACCAAAUAAGAUCUGAAUAUUUAAUAGAGAGAAGAGCAUUUGAACAAGAGGAAAAAUAAGAUUUUAGAAAAGCAAAAUUUCAAGGAUAAAAAAGAUGAGAAGAAGUUUAAGACACCUCUAGCUAUGCUUUUGAAAAGAUCAAAAAAAUCAUAAAUCGUUAGCUAGUGA
This is a messenger RNA of Stylonychia lemnae, 969 nucleotides long. The record is from the annotation of a GenBank genome assembly. NCBI's taxonomy places the organism in Eukaryota, Ciliophora, Spirotrichea, Sporadotrichida, Oxytrichidae.